Molecule: messenger RNA, 1171 nt
Organism: Microtus oregoni (creeping vole)
Lineage: Eukaryota; Metazoa; Chordata; Mammalia; Rodentia; Cricetidae
Gene: CUNH18orf32
Product: chromosome unknown C18orf32 homolog
Exons: 3
Coding region: 400-630 (76 amino acids)
Biological process (GO): positive regulation of canonical NF-kappaB signal transduction
Source: RefSeq, a predicted model, not a curated record
CAGCCUAGCCUCCCGGAAGUGCGGACAUUGCCCUGGGCGUUUUGGUGGGGUUGGAGCUCUCGCACCUGGUCUCUGUCAGUGUGCUGGUACCCUGCCCUCGCCUCGCCUCUCGUCUCGGUCCGGUCCUCGUCCAUCGACCUCGGUGUCCCUUCCUUCCUUCCCUGGCGGUUUGGUUCUCAUCCUUGGAUCCGCACGGUGAGAGCCGCUUCUCUCUGAGCCUCUGGCCCCUUUGCCUCCCUACUUUUUGAUCGUUGUCUGUGGUUUCCCCUGUUCCUGUCGGUUCCAUCAAGGGAAGCGACUUCACGACUCUACUUAGGCUGUUCUGGUGGAUCCCUAGCCCUUUCCUCUGUCACUUCCAUUGUCCUCUUAGACUAAGUUUCGGACAUCCAGCCCGGGACAAUGGUGUGCAUUCCUUGUGUCGUCAUUCCAGUUCUGCUCUGGAUCUUCAAAAAGUUCCUGGAGCCGUACAUCUACCCGCUGGUUUCCCCCGUCAUCAGCCGUAUAUGGCCUAAAAAGGCUGUACAAGAAUCCAAUGGUAAAAAUAUAGGCAAAGUAGACUGCCAGGGUGCAGAUGUCAAUGGCUUACCCACAAAAGGAGCAACAGAGGUCUCUGAGAAGAAGAAAAACUAGUGUGGUUUUCCUGUAGCCCUCAGCUGUUUUCAAAUGGACCCGAUAAUAUGAAGCACCUUCUUUGUCUCUUGACUUUUUUCUCUGAGACCAGGAGUAUAGAUAAGCAGUUUAGCUAUCUGCCUGAUGCUGAUCAGGAAGAACGUGUAUUUAUAUUUAAAGUGUAAGUAGUUAUAUUUAAUGACCUCACCCUGAGUUUCUUGUUCAUUAAAGUAGCUUUCAUUUCUACUAAUAAGAAUAAACAGAAGGUUUGUGUGAGCAGACACUCAGAACGUGGCGUCCUUGGGCCUUUGCAUUCUUUUGGUUCCUGUGGGCUCUCGUACUUGAGUGUCCAGUACAGAAUGAGGUGUGAAAGAUGAAAUUACUGACGAACACGGUGGAGAGCUGAGACUUAAGAGUCGUUAUUGUGCUAAGGAACCUGGAAAAGAAGGAACUAGAGGGAACUUCUUUGAAAAAUGUAACAUCAACAUCAGUGUCGAUCACAAAUUCUGAUUCUGCUGUACCUCUCGUCCUGCAGGCGCAUUAAACAUUCAUUUUAACUUGU